AUGUCGUACGACAAAGAAGACUUGUACAUAUACACCCUCCACGACAAGGUCAAGAGCACACUCGAGUUGUUGUACUUCGACUCGCUCACUCAGGAAGAAGUGCCUGUUGCCACCGAGUUGUCAGCGGCAAACUUGGCCACCAACAAUAAUGGUGAAACCAAGGUAGACGCCUCCAAGAGCGAGGACUCGUCGUACUACAAGUCCGACUGGUAUCGUUUCAACUUGAAGCGCUCGCUCAAUGGGUUGCCCUCAUUGUCGGAAGAAGCGUUCGAGCAGUUGUUGGAGAGCCAGUCCAUCGAGAGUUUGUCAGGAUCAGACACCGAAGAAGAGGACGAAGAAGAUGUCGAUGUCCAGAACCGCAAGUUGGAGUCACUCAUAAAGAAGCUCGAGUUGGAAAAGGCCUCGGAUGCAGAGGAUGACUUGAAGACGGUGAGCCAUCUCAAUGCUCGUUCUCCGUUCAUCUUCUACAAGUCGUCGUUACUCCCAGAAAACAAGGCCUUUGGCUCCUAUAAAGGCUUGUAUUCAGAGGAGCAGCUCUUGGGCUCUCCGUUGGAGACGCUCAAGUCCUUUUCCACCGAAUCAAGAGCUUCCAAGUCAGCAUUGUUCAUGAUCGGUGGUGGCCACUUUGCUGGUGCCAUCGUAUCCCACAUCCCCAAGAAUACCAGAGGUAACGCCACCAACAUGAAGGAAAACAGACAGGAACAAGCUGUCAAUGUGAUAGUGUCCAAAACCUUCCACAGAUACACCACCAGAAGAAAGCAGGGUGGGUCACAAAGUGCCAGCGACAAUGCCCGAGGAAAAGCCAAUUCGGCUGGUUCUAGUAUCAGACGUUACAACGAACAGGCGUUGAUCAAAGAAGUGCGUGAGUUAUUACAGGAAUGGAACGGACAUUUGAAGGAAUGUGCAUCCAUUUUUAUCAGGGCCAAUGGUGCUAGCAAUAGAAAGAUCUUGGUAGGCUAUGAAGGUUGUGUGCUCACUAACGACGAUAAGAGAAUCAAAACCUUCCCUUUUUCAACUAAAAGAGCUACCACCUCUGAGUUGAAGAGAGCGUGGGUGGAAUUGUCGUACUUGAAAGUAAUGGAUUUACCAAAGGUGAACGAAAAGGCCAAGAAGAAGUUGGAGAAGGUUGAGGUCAAAGAGGAAGCUCAGAAGCCAGUGGAGAGAGAUCCACAGGAAGUCGCAAACGAACAGCACUCACAGGAAUUGACAUCCUUGCUCAAGAAACAAAAAGCACCAAAAUUAAUGACAUACAUCAAACAGAGCAAGAUAGACGUGGAUCAGUUCAGGCUCACUCCUGCAUCGAAAUACGUUAACUAUCCAACCUUAUUACACUACUCUUCAGCCCAUAACUUGGAUCAUAUGGUUUUGGUCUUGAUGAAUAACUUGAAGGCUGAUCCAGCAAUUCAAAAUCAGUUUGGAAGAACGCCUUAUGAAGUCACUAGUGAUCGAGAUACUAAACACUCUUUUCAAAUUGCAAGAUACAAGUUGGGCGAGAGCCACUGUGAUUGGAGCAAGACCAAGAUCGGCCCAGCAAAAUCCAAAGAUCAAUUUAUCAAAGAAGAGGAAGAAGAAAAGGAAAGAAUAAAGCAAGAAAAGCAAAAACUGAUUCAAGAAGAAUUGAACAAGAAGACAGAGAUGGAGCUCAGGAAGCCCAAGAUUUCUUCUAGCGGAUCCUUGAAUGGCGGCCCAUCAAUUGCCAGUAUCAACGAGUUGAGUGGAUUGUCUGACCAGCAAAAGAUGAGAUUGAUGAGGGAACAACGAGCCCGUGCCGCCGAAGCACGCUUUAAAGGCAUGCAAGGGAAGUGA
Molecule: messenger RNA, 1806 nt
Organism: Suhomyces tanzawaensis NRRL Y-17324
Lineage: Eukaryota; Fungi; Ascomycota; Pichiomycetes; Serinales; Debaryomycetaceae
Exons: 1
Coding region: 1-1806 (601 amino acids)
Source: RefSeq, a predicted model, not a curated record